UUUCCAUAUCCAUAUCAUCCAUCGGACGUUGUUUUCGGCACCACGGACAGUGAUAAGAGUAUUAUCGGAUUGAUUGCUAUCUAUUAGUUACUUCGUGUUGGUCUUGAUUGCUACUUAGCAACACUCGGCCAGUAAUAUACGACAGUGAAGGAAACAUCGCGAUGACAGACAGUUUCUAGCAUCACGAUAUUUUCUCAGUUUUAUCUUCGUUCGUCUGGUAAAUAAUAGAUUAAUUAUAAGCAUUAUAAGCCAUCAACAGUAUGUCCUCCACCGGUUCGCGAGCGGAGCUCGCUUCAGUGAUUGAUGCCGACAUGGACGACAGUCGCUUCCGUAUCCGUCCUUAUCAACAGGUACUGUCGUCAUGCAGUGGAGCCUUGGUCACAUCACUGUUCAUGACCCCUUUGGAUGUGGUUAAAACUCGCCUACAAACCCAGCAGAAAAUGAUGCUGUCAAACAAAUGCUAUCUGUACUGCAACGGAUUGAUGGACCAUCUGUGUCCCUGCGGACCGAACGGAACGAUUUCCGCUAUGUCCAAACCGGCACUUCAUUUCAACGGCACGAUCGAUGCAUUUGUGAAGAUCAGUCGUUACGAGGGAGUACCAGCGCUCUGGUCCGGUCUCAGUCCGACGCUGGUGCUUGCGCUUCCCACAACCGUAAUCUAUUUCGUUGCUUACGAGCAGUUUCGCCUUCGACUGAAAGAAUUUUGGCUCAAACGAAAGGGCCCGAAUGCCGAACUGCCCCUCUGGCUUCCACUGUUGGCCGGUAGCUCUGCUCGGGUACUGGCCGUUACCAUCGUAAACCCACUGGAACUCAUUCGCACAAAGAUGCAAUCGGAAAAGCUUAGUUACAGCGAGGUUGGACGCGCCUUUCGAAGCAUGUUGAAAAUCCAAGGCAUCACAGGCUUGUGGAAGGGUUUCUUUCCCACCAUCUUGCGGGACGUACCGUUCAGUGGAAUCUACUGGACAACGUACGAAACCAUCAAAAAGCGCAGCAACGUAACCCAGCCCACGUUCGGUUUCAGUUUCAUGGGCGGAGCGAUUGCCGGCAGUGUGGCAGCUUUUCUCACCGUUCCGUUCGAUGUGGUAAAAACUCACCAGCAGAUCGAGUUUGGGGAAAAGUUUAUCUACGCAGAAAAUGGUGAGCGCAAAAAGUCAGCCAAAAGCACGGGAACAUUCGGAACGAUGCGAAAAAUCUACAUCAGCAAUGGGAUCAAAGGUCUGUUUGCUGGUUUAGCGCCUCGGCUGUUGAAAGUAGCUCCGGCUUGCGCGAUAAUGAUCGCAUCGUUCGAGUACGGUAAAAAUUUCUUCUAUAACUACAAUGUGACCCGAUAUCUGGCAAAGCAGCAGCGUGAAGCCGCGGCAACGGGGCUGCCCGUUGGUAAACCGAAAAGGGCGUCCUCGACAACGGUGGGCUGUUGAUCUGUGUGCGCGUUAACUGUGAAAAAUCUCACUGCUAGUAGGAGAGCACGCGAAGCGAGCUGAACUUUACGUAUUUUGUUGUAAUAAAUUAAGCGUUUGAUGAUUCUGUCGAACAGUAUGUUGU
Sabethes cyaneus is the source of this 1542-nucleotide messenger RNA. RefSeq names its product probable mitochondrial glutathione transporter SLC25A40. Bases 261 to 1418 code for a protein of 385 amino acids. Lineage: Eukaryota; Metazoa; Arthropoda; Insecta; Diptera; Culicidae. The transcript has 2 exons. The record is from RefSeq and is a predicted model, not a curated record. Gene Ontology annotation, biological process: mitochondrial transmembrane transport.